AUGCCUGGCAGCAACAGCAACAAAGCACGCAUCUACUUCUGCGUCUACUUCCAGCAGGGCCCGACCGGCACCAACGGCAACCCCCGCGUGUUCCACUGCGGCCUCUGGGUGGAGGACAAGAACAGCCGCGGCGGCGGGCACUACUUCCACGUGCAGUACCACCCGCCCUACAGCAACCGCCCCAACGAGCCCUCGGGCUGGCUCUACGACUCGUCCGUGGCGCGGUCGAGGGUGGCCAACUGGAAGCAGUCGAGCCAGCUAAUCGGGCGCAUCCUGCUCGGCAAGCUGGCCGCGGGCGUCACGGCGCAGCACGUCCACCAGGUCUGCUCGACCGUCACCCUCCCGCGCGGCAACGAGGACUGCUGGGACUGGACGGGGCGCGCCAUCGGCGCCAUCCAGGACCAGCGCUGGCUCGCGGCCCACCGCUGGAGCGGCAGGGACGGGCUGCGCGCCAGUGCGUACUCGCGGGCCUGCGCUUGGUGGGAGAAGGACAGGCAGAGGCUGCCUAGCAAGGUGCACUACUGGGAUAUCUAUGGAACGGAGAGCGCCCACUGUGUGGUUAUGUGA
This is a messenger RNA of Diaporthe citri, 567 nucleotides long. RefSeq lists its product as uncharacterized. Bases 1 to 567 code for a protein of 188 amino acids. The transcript has a single exon. NCBI's taxonomy places the organism in Eukaryota, Fungi, Ascomycota, Sordariomycetes, Diaporthales, Diaporthaceae. The record is from RefSeq and is a predicted model, not a curated record.